This is a messenger RNA of Acomys russatus (golden spiny mouse), 1330 nucleotides long. RefSeq names its product calcium voltage-gated channel auxiliary subunit gamma 6 (gene Cacng6). Bases 229 to 1011 code for a protein of 260 amino acids. The transcript has 4 exons. Gene Ontology annotation, cellular component: L-type voltage-gated calcium channel complex; membrane. Gene Ontology annotation, biological process: regulation of calcium ion transmembrane transport via high voltage-gated calcium channel; calcium ion transport. Lineage: Eukaryota; Metazoa; Chordata; Mammalia; Rodentia; Muridae. The record is from RefSeq and is a predicted model, not a curated record. Gene Ontology annotation, molecular function: calcium channel regulator activity.
UUGUUUGUUUUUGUUUUUGUUUUUUGUUUUUUCUCUUCUGAGAGUCAGAGCCCUCCACUCUUACAUUUGAAGUUCAGCUUAUUCCCAAUCUAAUUGACACACUCAGCCCCCUACUUCGGUUGAAAGUCCAGGCCUUGUGCCCUGCCCCUCAGGCGCCCCCCCUCCCCUGCACGGACAGGUCUGUCUGACUCUUUGAAGCUCGCUUGAGCCCCAACCCCUCCCAGCAUCAUGAUGUGGUCUAACUUCUUCAUGCAAGAGGAAGACCGCCGUAGGGCAGCUGUGGGCCGGCGUCGUGCCCAGGGACAACAGAACCUCGGCUUGACUCCGGAGCGUGAGGGCAAGAUCAAGCUGGUGUUGCUGCUGGCUGCCGUGGGUGCCACCCUGGCUGUGCUGUCGGUGGGCACCGAGUUCUGGGUGGAACUCAAUACGUACAAGACCAACGGCAGCGCCGUCUGUGAGGCUGCCCAUUUGGGGCUAUGGAAGGUGUGCGUCAAGCGACUGUGGCAGGCGGACGUGCCUGCGGGCAGGGAGACCUGUGGCCCAGCUGAGCUGCCAGGAGAAGCAAACUGCACCUACUUCAAAUUCUUUACCACGGGGGAGAAUACACGCAUCUUCCAGCGAACUACCAAGAAAGAGGUAAACCUGGCAGCUGCUGUGAUAGCUGUGCUGGGCCUGACAGCCAUGGCCUUGGGCUGCCUCUGUGUCAUCAUGGUGCUCAGUAAAGGUGCAGAGUUCCUGCUCCGCUUGGGAGCUGUCUGCUUUGGCCUCUCAGGCCUGCUGCUCUUCGUCAGCCUGGAAGUGUUCCGGCAUUCCGUCAGAGCCCUGCUCCGGGGAGUCAGCCCCGAGACUCCUCCAGCGCCACGUCUGGCUUAUGAGUACUCCUGGUCCCUGGGCUGUGGUGUGGGCGCUGGUCUAAUCCUGCUGCUGGGGGGAGGCUGUUUCCUGCUACUCACCCUGCCUUCCUGGCCAUGGGGGUCACUGUGCCCCAAGCGGGGUGGGCGGACGGCCUAGAGACUGCUUUCUGCAGGCAUCUGCCAAGCCUGCCUGAGUUUCCAGCUUUCUCCUGAAGACUUUUCACCUCUCUUCAGAAACUGUUCUUCCCAAGUUGGGGGCCCCAUGUCACAAAAAGUCUUGGUCCCUCAUCUUCUCCUUGUAAAUGACGCUUUUGCGGGUGUGGGAGAUGCUCAGUAGGUAAAGUGCUUGCUGAGCAAGCAUGGGGGCUUGAGUUUGGGCCCUCAGAACCCACUUUAAAAGCCAGCACAGGGGUUCAUGUCUAUAAUCGCAGUGUUGGGAGGCAGACAGUGGAGGAACCCAGGGGCCCAAUGGCCAG